CAAGUGCGCGAAGGGCGGCGCGGCGGGCGAUGGUCUUUUCCUUGCAGGCAUCUUUUCUGACAACUAAGAUAACUGGGUCCUGAUAAGCCGGUUUUCUGUUGGUACAGUUAUUCUAUACUAGUGAACUUUGUCAUUUUACAUAUGGAGAAAACUUUAACGGUGUCGUGACAAAGGAAUAGUAGAUUUACUAUUGUUCUCAAUAUCCGCCGAGCAUACGAAGAGAGCAGCUGAGGAGAGUGUUGCUUGCCUAAACUGAAGAACAGGAACUGCAUCUGAACUCGAAGAAGUUACCGGUUUCCGCCUUUCUAGUAUUCUUUCUGUAGUCAAGUCUCAUGCCUAUAGCUACGACGUUGUUAACCCACGCUGAGACGUGGCUGCGUCGUCUGGACUACCUGUUCAAGCCCGGGACUGUGGUGCUGGGCGCCGCAGCCGCUUUUCUGUGCUACCGGUGGAGAAAUAAAGGCGAGACCCCCAUUCUCGUCUGUAGUGAUGGCUUCAGGGAGUUCCUGGAAAGAUGUUGUCCGGCAGUAAAAGAGCGGUACCGUCCCACACCAUGGUGCUGGGGUGGGAGACUGCAGACCCUUGUGAGGGUUGUCAUCAAAUCAAGCCCACAAGUCACCUACAGAAAUGAACUGAUUAAAACUUUAGACGGAGGCCAGAUUUCUCUUGACUGGGUAGAUAAUUCAGGAAGUGUACACUACCCCAAUUCCACCACCCGUCCAACAGUUUUGAUCCUUCCAGGGCUCACUGGGAAUAGCAGCCAAACAUAUGUUCUUCACGCUGCGAGUCAAGCAACCCGCCAUGGCUACAGAGUAGUUGUUUUUAAUAACAGAGGAUUUGGAGGGGAAGAACUUCUGACUCCAGUCACUUUUUGUGCAGCUAAUACCUCAGAUUUAGAACAUGUGGUUUCACAUAUCAAACAACAGUUUCCUCAGGCCCCUCUCAUGGCUGCAGGUGUUUCACUUGGUGGGAUUUUGCUGCUGAAUUAUCUUGCUCGAAUGGGCAGAAAAUCAGGAUUGUUGGCAGCAUUCACUGUAUCAGUGAGUUGGAAUACUGUGGAAUCCUGUGCUUCCUUGGAGAAGCCACUAAACAAAAUCCUCUUUAAUCAUCACCUUGCUUCUAACCUUUGCCAGACUAUAACAAGACACAGAAAAGUCCUGGAGCCAGUUAUUAAUGUGGACUACAUUCUUAAGUCUCGCACAAUCCGAGAAUUUGAUGAGCGAUACACAUCAGUGAUGUUUGGCUACAAGACUUGUAAAGAUUAUUAUCACGACGCUAGCCCUUUCUACAAGCUCCCCUCGACUACUAUCCCUGUGUUAUGUCUCAAUGCUGCAGAUGACCCAUUCUCUCCAGAGCACACCAUUCCUGUGGAAUCUGCUCGACGGUUGCCCAAUGUGGCAUUGGUCAUCACAGCUCAUGGUGGUCACGUUGGCUUCUUGGAAGGCUUCUUCCCACAAGGAGAAAGUUAUAUGGAUCGUCUGUUUGGGCAGUUUGUUUGGGCAGUGUUUGAACAUGGGAAGGAUCUGGCAGAGAUGUGUAUCACCAAAAACUGAAACGUCUGCAUGUCCAUCUAAUGUCCCAACUACUGCUUCUUCACAAUGAUCUUGGUAAUCUGUUUAGCACUUAUACAAGGGUUAUACAAAAAGUAAGAGGGCCAAACUUAUCAUUGACAAUGGGUAACAAAAUUAAACUUUUUGUUUUGUCACAUGGAUCAACGUAGGUGAAUCUUACAGUAUCUAUCAUGGUGAAUUCAAAUAUCUAAUCAGAUCUCUGUCAUGUGAUACACUAUAUGUAUAAAGUAUAGAGGCUGGGAGCGUCUCACCUAAAAAGUAGAAGUGUACAGUUUUCUGCUGUACUUGGCCUCAGAAAUAUCCAUCUUAAGGCUCCAACAGUAGACAUCAAGCAUACUGGGACUUGCCUUGGCAUCACUUUUCCAUGUCAGUAAUGUUCUGAUGAAACUGUUCACCGUGCUUGACUGCUCAGAGAUUUCUAGGAAAAAAGUUUUAAAUGUUUAGAAACAGCCAAAAAAAAUUAAAUGCUGAACUUAACUUAAAAAAAAUGUCUGAACCCUAAUAAGGAUUUAUAUACUAAAUAUACAGACUAAAACAAGACAUAGCUAAAAAACUAACAGUAAUAGAAACAUUUGGAAUACGUUUCAGCAUGAAAAACCACUUUUAGAACAGCCCACGUUGUUCUGUGACGCAAUCUUUGUUAACCAGUGUUACCUAAGCACAAAUGUUGAGUUUAUUACUGAAUGUGUUAACUCUUUUUCUACACAAUAUUUUUAUUCAUGAAACUGUUCCCAAUGAGGGAUUAUCCAUGCAAUAUUCCGUCCAAUUUACGAGAGCAGCCGGUCAUUGCAUCUUGCCCAUCAUUAUCAUGCCUAAGUCUGUCCGUUGAUCCAUGUAGUUUCAAGUCCGUUUAAUCCACUGCAGGAGUGGGCUGAUCAGAGCCCCUCUCUUAACAACAGUGAACUCUGGACAGGCCAUUAGUCCAUUGCAGGCACUCAUACUCACUCAUAAGGGGCCAAUUUAGAGUCACUAAUGUUCAGCAUUUGUGGUGGUGUUUGGAAUGGCAGUGAAAAUCCCGGGGCACUAAGUUAACCCAGCGAACAGCACUCUUAAUGGCCUCCCAUUAGAUAUUUCUGAUUUCUUCUUGCAUGUAGGGUCAUAUAUUCUGCUAAAUUUUAUGUAUUCAAUGCAAACUCACUAUACAUUUACAAUAAGUCAAAAUGAGUAUCAGUUUCAUGUUUUUGCAGUCACGAAACACAUAACUGCAUGCCAUUUAAAUCAGUGCCUCCACUUUCCUUGGGACCUGCCUAGGACAGACUAAACCAUUAAAGCAUUGCCUGUUCAACUCCUAAUUAUGACCAUUUUUACCUGUACUCGUACUGUUUGAAUAACCCUUGCUGCCUGUACUGUAUCAUUUUGUUUUAUUUAUUUAGUUAAACAUUGAAAGAGCUUAUGGUAUAAUAAUGCUAUUGAUGAUUAGUGCAAAGAGUUGUGAUACGUUUAAAACAAGAAAAACACAAGCAUAUGUUGUGUAGCUGUUUAAGAUUAGAAUGAUGCAGCUUACCAUGAAUGGUGCUAUAUCAAAUGAACAGUAGUUUAGUUGGAAUUGGGCAGCACAAUGUCCACAGUCCUGGGCUCAUAUCUCUGUGAAGAUGACAAUUUCUCCCUGUGUUACCAAGUGCUGUGGUUUUCCUCUCAUAUGACAAAGUUGUGUGGCUUAAGCCAGUAGGUGACUCUAAGUGAAUGAAAGUGCCUAUAUGUGUGACUGAACCCUGUGAUGGACUGGCACACCAACCUAGAAUGCUUCCUGUCCUACUGCCAGAGCUGCCAUAAUAGAUUCUAAAACACCACAACCCCAAACUGGAUUAAGUAAAUUUGAAUAUGACGGGAUAGAUUAACAGUAUUCUGUGUUUUUUUGGUGUUCAGAAGCCAUUAGAAAGGGCAAACAGGAUGUUAGGUUAUAUAGCACCCUGAUUUGUAGAGUACAAGUCCAGGAAAGUUCUGCUCAAGCUUUAUAACCCAUGGGUGAGGCUCCUUCUGGAGUACUGUUUGCAGUUUUGGUCUCCAGGCUACAAAAAAAGACAUAGCAGCACUAGAAAAAGUCCAGAGAAGAACAACUAGGCUGAUUCCAGGGCCGCUGGGGAUGACAUCGGAGGAAAGAUUAAAAGAGCUGAGCCUUUUCAGUUUAAGAAAAAGAAGAUUAAGAGGAGACAGGGUUGAAGUGUUUAAAACUAUGAAGGGAAUUAGUACAGCGGAUUGAGACCUUGGUUUUAAAAUGAGUUCACCAAGACCACUGGGACACAAUUGGAAACAUGUUAAGGGUAAAUUUCACACAAACAUUAGGAAGUUUUUCUUUACACAGAGAGCCAUAGACACUUGGUAAUGGUAAACAGUAGGACUUUAGGGACUUUCAAAACUAGAUGAUGUUUUUUUUAGAAGAAUUGAGUAGGUAGGACUGGCAAGCUUUGUUGGGCUGAAUGGCCUGUUGUUGGGCUGAAUGGCCUGUUCUCGUCUAGAUUGUUGUAAUGGAAUAACUGGAAGAUUGGUUCAUAAUCUGUCUAAUCUACUGUACUAUAGCAAUCACCUGAUUUCAUGUUAAGCUCUUACUCAUAAUUUGAACGGGCCUCUAAACAGUUUCUUGUGUGUGCUUUUGAGCUGAACAAGUUAAUUAUUUAUAUCUGUAUGGGUAUCAGUAAUGUUAAAAAAUAGCUGUGGUUUUUAAAUAUGCACUGUGAUUCCCACUUUAUUAAUGUUUAAGAUGAUUGCCUUAGCAAGCUAGACAUUUUGACUGAAAAGCAAACUCAGCUCUUUUGCCAUGGACAAAACAAUAAGUACGAGGCUAAAUCAAAAGGUAAGAGCAAUGUGAAAACUACCACAAUAGACAUAAGCUGACACAAUACGUGUUCACAAUGGCUUAUGGGUAGUUUGAAGUCGUACCGCACAGCACUCUGCCAUUAGUCUAGGUCUAGUUGAAGUCAGGGUCAAAUUAACAUGGACAACCCUAGUGAGAAUUUUUAGGAGUGCAACCUGCUGAAAUUCACAGAAGGAUGAUUGUCUUGUGCAGAUCUGUAAACUGUUGGGGUACCCAUCUUGCACAAACUUUCUAGUACCCCAAAUCAUGCUGCACUAUGGCAGGGGCCCCCAACUCCGGUCCUGGAGGGCCCCAGUGGCUGCAGGUUUUCAUAUUAACCCUUGUCUUAAUUAGUGACCUGUUUUUGCUGCUAAUUAACAUCUUUUGAAUGAAUUUUAUUUGACUUGCUCUUGAAAACUCAGACCCCUUAAUUGUUUCUUUUUCCUUAAUUAGAAGCCAAACAAUAAUAAGAUACAAAAUGAACCAAAACAACUGGUGUCCAUCAUACAAUAUCUGAAAAUAAUGAAAGAUCUCAGGAAUGCUGAUCUCCUCAGGUCCCCAAAACAUUUUAACAGGGCUCUCUUAGAAAAGAGAAAAAUCAACACUUUCAGAAAUGUCUGCUAUUGCACAAUGAGAGCAGCAACAAGCCAUGGAAUUAAUGAACGGGUUUAAUUAACAACAAGAAUCAGAGCCUAAUGAAGCAACUGGUUGGUGUUUGAGGCCCUGACUUAGUUGGUCUUCUGUUGGCUCACUCACUUCUCAUUUCAUUUCUGUUUGGGUGCCAUUUAAGGAAAGAAAUUAAGCAAUUCAGGGAAACGAUGAAGAAAUUCAGGGGAACAAAUCUUAGAAAACUUGUCCAUUAAAGUGAAAGGAAAAGGAAUUAAUUAGCAGCAAAAACAGGUCACUAAUGAAGAAGUGGGUUAGAAUGAAAACCUGCAGCCACUGGGGCCCUCCAGGACUGAAUUUGGGGACCCCUGAGCUAGAUGCAUCCCCUGCCAAACAAGUUUCACUGCAUAUUCAAUUUUUACACAAAUUGCAGACUCCUCAGUAGAGCAGGCCAGGAUUUUGAUUUGGAGCUGUGAUACAACAGUGUUAAUCACUGUGCCAACAUCAUUUUCAAACAUUUUUAAACUGACUUAAAACCACUGAAGGUCACAAAACUGAAAGCUAUAGUAGCAUGCUAGAUGGGGUGACAGUCCAUCACCGGACCCACUCACUCUCACACCCAAACUUACUAACAGCGUCAUAAAUUAAAAUGACCUGCACGUCUUUGAGAUGGGGGAGGACAACUGGAAUAUCCAGAAGAAAGCCCACAAGUAAACUGGGAGAAAAGGGAACCUUCACAGUCGGGGACUGGGUGCAGAAAUCUUGCUAAUCACAGUGCUACCUCAGUUCUAAUUUAAUAAGUUCUUCUGUUUAUAACUUUGCACCAUUCUGUAGCAAUAUUACAAAACAAAAAAAGAAUGCAAUAAAAAAUAUUUGCAGAAGUAAAUCGGACACUUUCUAACUGAAAUAUAGGUAGCUCAGAAAAAAAACUCUUUCAGGAUGUUAUUUAUUAUUCUUUUAAAUGUGAAUAAAUUUUGAUGUCAGGAGAAAUAAUAAACCACUCAUUACUUAAUAUGUUUUCUUUAAAUAUCAGAAUGACAAAACAUAAUUAAAAGCCUGUAAUGCAGCAGAUAUCCUAAUAUGAUGGUCAUUCAUGAAAUUGCACUGAUUACAUAACCUGCUUUCCCUAGUGGCUUAGAAAUAUACCCGACAAAAUUUAUUGUGUUAGUUAUGGAAGGAUUUGGAAAUAAAGUAAAAAAAAUUAAUAACAUUUCACUUUAUUGAAAUGGGGACUCCAUGUGGCUGCAAGUUUUUUUCCCCCCACUGCUUUUGUUGGACUCCUAGCCUAACAAAGAAAGUGGUUUUGAUGCUUUAGGGUCAAUGUAGAAAUCAGAAAACUAAGCUUGGUGAAUAAUUUAUUUGACCCUAUUAAGCAUUCAUAUGUGUUAAAUGGAGAUAAUUUAAUAUUUUUUGUUUUCAAGAUAGCCAUUAUCGUUAUGAUUUACAUUAUGUGUUUCUAGCAGAAUCCGUUCAUUUAAUUAACCAUAAUGACGUGGAAGUAGCAGUCUCCAGCAUUCAUUCAGUGUUGUUUGCUCAAGUUUCUGCUCUGCUCAUUGUUAACUGUCAUUAUUAGGAUACAGUUAAGGUCAUAUACUGCACAGACAAAAAAACAAAUAUACAGCAAAACAACAGAAAAGCUAUAGCAAAAAUACAAAUCAUUCAAAAUUUGUAGAAAUGUAAAAAUCACCAUGCUGUGUGCUCUUCUGAAUUAAGAUUAAGAGAAGAGAAAAAAAAACAGCCUAUUACAUGACGUCAGUUAGAGGCAAUGCAAUCAAAAACCUGCACAAACAUGGGGUCCCCAGGACUGAGUUUGAAAACUAAUUACAUAUAAGUGUAGAAAGACUGCAGUUUGCAUUUUUUAUUAUCCUGCUAUGUUUUCUGCACUGAUUGAUUUACAUGAGUGAUAUUUUUAAAAUGUAUCUUUUAAGGUCAGUAAGGAGGACACUCUCCUCACCUGCCGGGCUGUGGUAUUAAAGCAUGACAAGUCCACUUGUCAUCUAAUUAUGUAUGUAUCCCUCUCCCAUCCUUAUGGACAUGAUGGUGAGGGGGUGGUGGCCAGAUGUUUGUAGAAGUCAUCAUCCUCUACUUCUCAACCGUCAUAUAGGCUAAGCAUCAGCUCAAUGAAGGAUGUCCAUUUCUAUUGAAGUGCUCUGUGUUUUAAAAGUGAUGCUUGCUCUUAUCGAAAGGUGCUUUUCUGUACUGGUGCUAACAGAAGUGCUUUAUUUCUACUAGUCAAUGCAUUUUGUACUGUUUCAUGAUUCUGUUUGCUUAUGUUAUUUUUCUUAUGUUCUUAUGUUGCCUGCAUUCUUUAGCUUAUAUUUAAAAUAAACCUUUUACUUAU
Messenger RNA from Erpetoichthys calabaricus (reedfish), 7309 nucleotides. Its product is annotated as phospholipase ABHD3-like. Gene Ontology annotation, biological process: medium-chain fatty acid biosynthetic process; medium-chain fatty acid catabolic process. Bases 333 to 1553 code for a protein of 406 amino acids. Gene Ontology annotation, molecular function: acetylesterase activity; monoacylglycerol lipase activity. NCBI's taxonomy places the organism in Eukaryota, Metazoa, Chordata, Cladistia, Polypteriformes, Polypteridae. The record is from RefSeq and is a predicted model, not a curated record. The transcript is spliced from 9 exons.